AUGGAUAAAUUAAGACAACCACCUGAGUUGCAAUUCGUUUCGAGCGAUGGUGAUUUGUCUGAGCGGUGGAAAAGAUGGAUACAAACAGUCAAUUUAUACAUGGAUGUCUGCAUGAAAGACGCAUCUGAGAAAGAGAGAUGCAGCGCUUUCUUAUAUAUCAUUGGUCAAGAUGGCAGAGAUAUCCACAACACAUUUGAUUUUGAGACGAGCGAAGCCGACAAAAUAAAACCAAAUACUAAAGUUUGAAGAUUAUUGCAUACCGAAGCAAAAUACAACAAUGCAGCGAUAGAAAUUUAAUAAACGCGUGCAAGGCAAAACCAAAUCAGUUGACCAAUAUGUUACUGAACUACGGCUUUUGGCGAAAAACUGUCGUUUUGAAGAACUACAAGAAGAGUCAAUUCGGGGUUGAAUCAUUUGUAGCAUAAAAUCGGACAGACUUCAAGCUCGAUUGCUUCGAGAAGACGAUUUAACUUUAGACAAAUGCUAAUGGUAGCAUAUGCUAAUGGUAGCAUAUGCAAAGCAGACGAAGAAUCGCGUAAACAACUUAAAGACCUGACGAAAGACGACAGUUUUAAAGUAAAUUCAGUGAAGAAUAGGUCAAGAAAAGGGAGUAAUGACAGCAAACCAGCGAAGUUUAAGCGAGAAAAACAGAAAAUAUCCUCGGGCGAAGUAAUAAAAUGCAGCAAAUGCGGGCGAGACCAUCCAAGCAAGCAAUGUCCAGCACAUGGCAAAGUCUGUCAUGCAUGCCGAAAACUAAAUCACUUUGCGAAGUGUUGCCGCUCAAGGAAAGUACAUGGAAUUGAUCAAACGCAUACAGAUCCGGAUAUUCUAUUUGUUGGAACGGUUGAUAAGAAACCCGAACAGUCGACUAAAACAGAAUUGACGAAAGACGAGUGUUUUAUAACUCUAGAAGUUAACGAAACACCGAUCAAGUUUAAAGUUGACACAGGAUCUAAAGCGAACAUAAUUCCCAUGUCGACUUACCGAGAAUUGAAAGAGCCUAAAGAACCCAUUCAAACAUCAAAGACCUCAUUGACAAGCUACACUGGUGAUAAACUUAACGUUGUUGGCAAAUGCACGUUGAAAUGUAUACGAACAAGUCGCUGAACUUUUUCGUGAGCGAAACAGAUCAAUAUCCUAUACUUGGUUUUCAAGCGUCGCAAGAACUCGACAUAAUCAAGGUUGUGAUGAGCACUAAUAAAGAGAGAGAUCUUAAGGAGAAAUACUCAGAUGUAUUCAAAGGCUUGGGGUGCCCGAAGGAGCCAUAUCACAUUGAAUUGGAUCCGGAGGUAUCACCUGUAGUAAAUGCAGCGAGAAAAGUUCCUGUAGCAAUAAAAGGUCGUUUAAAGCUUGAGUUAGAAGAAAUGGAGAAGCAAGGAGUUAUUCGUAAAGUGGACAGACCGACUGACUGGGUCAACUCAAUUGCAAUAGUGGAGAAACCAGGUACGGGGAGACUACAAAUACGCCUAAACCCGAAGCAUCUAAAUGAAGCAAUCGGUAGAAGAAAUAGCGUCUCGGCUCUCGGGUGCGAAAGUGUUCUCCAAACUAGAUGCAAGACAUGUUUAUUGGCAGAUACCAUUGGAUGAGCCAAGCCUACUUCUAACGACGUUCAGCACACCAUUUGGCAGAUAUUGUUUCACGAGAAUUCCUUUCGGCAUUAAAUCUGCGCAAGAAGUUUUCCAGAAGAAAAUUUCGCAGCAUCUUGAUGGAAGGCGUAGCCACUGAUAUUGAUGACAUACUCAUUUGGGGAUCUGAUGAACAGGAGCAUGACGCACGAUUAGAAGACACCCUACAACGAUGUGAAGAAAUAAACCUCACAUUAAAUGUAGACAAGUGCAAGUUCAAGGUGAAAGAAGUAUCGUAUUGUGGUCACAACCUUACGAAAGUGAAACCUGACGAGUCGAAGAUUAAAGCAAUUCAAGAUAUGCCAACACCAUCGUCGAAGGAGAUUGAAAGAUUACUUGGAACUGUAAAUUACUUAGCAAAAUUUGUACCUAACCUAGCAACGAUAACAGCGCCAAUCAGCAAACUGGUGAAGAAAGAGAUCGAGUUCUAUUGGUCGCACGAGCAGACGAAAGCUUUUGAUGAGAUUAAAGAAAUUCUUACCCGGCAAUCAGUUCUCAAGUUUUUUUAUCCAACUAAACCGGUUAUAGUGCGUUGUGAUGCCUCGCGGAAUGGACUUGGUGCAGUUCUGAUCCAGGAAGAACAACCAAUUGCCUAUGCGUCUCGUUCCAUGACUGAAGCAGAAACUAGAUACGCACAGAUUGAGAAAGAACUACUCUCUGUUCUAUUUGCUCUUGAAAGAUUCAACGCGUACACCUAUGGAGUGAAAGUCCUUGUUGAAAAUGACCAUAAGCCAACUUGA
Molecule: messenger RNA, 2365 nt
Organism: Paramuricea clavata
Lineage: Eukaryota; Metazoa; Cnidaria; Anthozoa; Malacalcyonacea; Plexauridae
Source: the annotation of a GenBank genome assembly